CCUAUUAAACUCUACUUACCUCCUCUAUCCUCUCUCAAUGAUCCACGAUCUCGUCUCAAUUUCUCUCAUCAACUAAACAUAAGUCCUUCUAGUUCCUAUAAUAUAUAUUUUCCUGAAGUAAGUGGAAAUUGAAAUACACACACACACACACAUAUAUGUGUGUGUGUGUGUGUGUGUGUUUAUCAUUAUAUGCCGUUGAUUGUUUCGCUACAAACAUGAUAAUGCCUCCUACUCUUCCACCUUCUCGACAGCCAUUAGUAUUUGAUGCUUCAAUUCUUCAACACCAAGCCAAUAUACCCUCUCAGUUCAUUUGGCCUGACCACGAAAAACCAUGCCUUCAAUCCCCAAAACUUGCAAUCCCCCCUAUUGAUUUUGGAAGCUUCCUCACUGGAGAUCCUUUGGCAGUCUCAAAAGCUACUCAGCUAGUAAAUGAGGCAUGCAAGAAGCAUGGAUUCUUUCUCGUUGUUAACCAUGGAGUUCAUUCAAAGCUUAUAGCUAAAGCUCAUGAGUAUAUGAACAUGUUUUUUGGAAUACAACUCUCAGAGAAGCAAAGAGCUCAAAGAAAGAUAGGAGAGCAAUAUGGGUAUGCUAGUAGCUUCACUGGAAGAUUCUCCUCCAAACUUCCAUGGAAAGAAACACUUUCUUUCCGAUAUUGUGCUGACAAUGAUCAGUCUUCUGAAAUCGUCCAAGAAUACUUCUUGAAUGUAAUGGGAGAAAAUUUCAAACAAUUCGGGAAGGUUUACCAAGAAUAUUGUGAAGCCAUGAACACUCUUUCCCUUGGAAUUAUGGAGCUAUUAGGAGUAAGUCUAGGAGUUGGAAGAGAAUAUUUUAGAGAUUUCUUCGAAGGAAACGAUUCAAUAAUGAGACUGAAUUACUACCCUCCUUGCCAAAAGCCGGAUUUAACUCUUGGCACUGGGCCUCAUUGUGAUCCCACAUCCUUAACAAUCCUCCAUCAAGAUCAUGUCGGUGGCCUUCAAGUGUUCGUCGAUGAAAAAUGGCACUCCGUCAGUCCUGAUCCGGAAGCAUUCGUCGUCAACAUCGGUGACACAUUCACGGCUCUAUCAAAUGGCAUUUUCAAGAGUUGCUUGCAUAGAGCGGUGGUAAAUAAUGUAACAGUGAGGAAAUCCCUUGCUUUCUUUCUCUGUCCAAAACUGGAUAAGGUAGUGAAGCCACCAAAUACCUUGAUCGACUCUAAAAAUCCGAGGGCAUAUCCGGACUUCACAUGGCCAACUUUGUCAGAAUUCACACAGAAAUAUUAUAGGGCCGACAUGAAAACCCUAGAUGUCUUCACAACCUGGCUUCAACAAAAAAACAAUUGAGAGGGUGCCAAAAAUAUAUUUUUUUCCUGUUAAUUAGGCCAAGGAAAGUGAGAUUAUAGGAGUGGACAAUGCUAGGUGCAGCUGUGAAGGAGGGACUUGGUUCUUCAUGGUGUGUAUUUAGAAGAAAAAGGCAACAGAAGAACCAAAAAAAGAGGCCAGCACUGUAAUUUGCUGCUAGUGUGUUAGUGUUGGCGAGAAUAUUCAUAUCAAUGCAUGUAAGGAGCAAAUUGUAGGAAUAAAGAUUUGAAAUGGGCUCCAUGCAUUUCUUCGUAUUGUUAUGCUAUUUUCAUUUUGUUAACGCGACAUAGAUUCUGUGUACUUGUGUGCUUGGCCACCUCCAAAUUCUGGUA
Messenger RNA from Populus euphratica (Euphrates poplar), 1669 nucleotides. RefSeq names its product gibberellin 20 oxidase 1-like. The transcript is spliced from 4 exons. The record is from RefSeq and is a predicted model, not a curated record. NCBI's taxonomy places the organism in Eukaryota, Viridiplantae, Streptophyta, Magnoliopsida, Malpighiales, Salicaceae. The coding region runs from base 156 to 1319 and encodes 387 amino acids.